UGUUCUCUUAGAAACAAAGAAGUUCAAUCCCUCAAGCUUCCAAUAUUUUAGAGAGUAUAGGUUUUGAAUGCAAUAAUCAUGAUAAGAGAUAAGACUUCCAUGUUGGCAGCUACAAGCUAUAGCUCUUUCAAUCUUCUUGUCCAUGUUGGCAACUACAAGGUAUAGCUCUUUCAAUCUUCUUGUUACGUACUCAUUCUUCAUAUUCUUCUCAAGUUUGGUUCUUCAUUCUUUCAUUCUUCAUUCUUUCAUUGCCUAUUUAUACUCAAGUUUGGUUCUUCAUUCUUUCAUUGCCUAUUUAUACUCAAGUUUGGUUCUUCAUUCUUUCAUUGCCUCAAACCCAUAAUUAACCCUUUUCCUUUGUUCCUCGAACUCACUCUACAAAAAUGGCUUCCACUAUUCUCUUAGCCCUCGUAUCUCUCAGCCUUAUUGAGCUCAUGCCACACCAUGCCAUUGCUGAUCCCGCAGAUGGGUUCACCUCCCUUUCAUUGGGUCGAUCCAACUUUGUCAUUCAUAAGCCUUAUGACGUAUCUGAAAGUGAGCGAUAUAGCUUCCAAAAUGGCAUCCACAAGCUGUGGGUUUACUCUGCUGACAAGCCUUUCAUGUCUGGGAGCAAUACCAGUCCCAGGACUGAGGUCCGCGUUCGAGGAUAUGACUACACUUCUGGUGUGUGGCAAUUUGAAGGAUAUGCAUACGUGCCGUCAGGCACAACUGGUGUGUCCAUCAUGCAAAUCUUCGGAGGCGCUAGCGCAGCCACAACCAUGAUGCUUAGAGUCUACAAUGGAGCACUAUCUUACUACAGGACUCCAAUUGCUCAAAACAUAUAUGAUAGAUGGUUUAGAGUCAACGUAAUCCAUGAUGCUGGUGCCCCAAAAGUCAAGGUCUACAUUGAUGGGUCAUUGGUGCACGAAGCUGAUGGGAAUGGGGCUUCAUCCCAUUACUUCAAAUUUGGAGUCUAUGCACAGGAGGGUGCGUCCGAUUAUAUGGAGUCUCGUUGGAGGGGAAUCAAGGUUCUAAGGAAGUAAUCAUGGAUACACGCGCCUUGUUCACAUAAAUGCAGAAGACAUUAAUAGUCUUGUUGACUUAAAAAGCAUGAAAAUAACAUACACAAAAUAACAUUUAAUAUGCUUAUUAAUUUAUACAUGAUAUGCAUGGAUUUUUAUUAAA
Populus nigra (black poplar) is the source of this 1164-nucleotide messenger RNA. Its product is annotated as citrate-binding protein-like. The transcript is spliced from 2 exons. The record is from RefSeq and is a predicted model, not a curated record. Bases 384 to 1022 code for a protein of 212 amino acids. NCBI's taxonomy places the organism in Eukaryota, Viridiplantae, Streptophyta, Magnoliopsida, Malpighiales, Salicaceae.